GAGAGGUUUAAAGUGCAGAGAGACUGCAGGUCUGAACACACGGAGCAGCAGCAGAAGAACAAGAUGGAGGCCUCCAGCAGCAGCUCUUCUUCCUCAUCUACCUCCCUCAAAGACCUUACACACUCAGCGCUGCAGCUCGUGAACUGGAGAGAACCGAAGAAGUCGGCGGCUGCGUUCGGAGUGUCGCUGCUGGUUCUGGUCUCCGUGGCGACGCUGUCCGUCAUCAGUGUGGUGUCCUACCUGCUGCUUGCUGUCCUCUGCAUCACCAUCACUUUCAGGGUUUAUAAAUCAGUGAUCCAGGCCGUCCAGAAAUCAGACCAAGGACAUCCGUUCAGGUCUUUGUUGGACAGGGACAUCUCCGUGUCCCCGGAGUCCAUCCGUCUGCUCGUUGAUCGCUCUCUGGUCCUCCUGAAUCGUUUCACAGAUCAGAUGAGGAAGCUGCUGCUGGUGGAAGACAUGUUCGACUCUCUCAAGCUGGCUGGGGUCAUGUGGAUGAUGACAUACGUCGGAGCGAUCUUUAACGGAGUCUCCAUCCUGAUUCUUGCGGACAUUGUUUUCUUCAGCACACCGCUCAUCUACCAGAAGAAAAAGACCCAGAUCGAUCAGUACUUUGAAUUGAUCCGGUCCAGAGUGGAGGAGAUGCUGCAGAAGGUGCAGGACCGGUUACCUGGAGCUGUGAGAAGAUCCAAAGCUGAGUGACCAGCUGACCCCCACACUGUGCUCUGAUUGGUCCGUUUGUAAGCAAAUCAGCUGCUGACUGAUAAGAAAACCAAAGUGAAGCUUGUUUGUUUUAUUCACUUUGUUUCAUUAAAGAAGAGUUCACAUAUUACCCCCC
Molecule: messenger RNA, 835 nt
Organism: Sander lucioperca (pikeperch)
Lineage: Eukaryota; Metazoa; Chordata; Actinopteri; Perciformes; Percidae
Product: reticulon-3-like
Exons: 8
Coding region: 64-699 (211 amino acids)
Biological process (GO): neuron differentiation; brain development; endoplasmic reticulum tubular network formation
Cellular component (GO): postsynaptic density; neuron projection
Source: RefSeq, a predicted model, not a curated record